AUGGACUUUGUGCACCGCUUGAUCCACGGCCCAGAGCACAGGAAGCAGCCUGUCGACAAGUCACGCAGGCUCAAACUGCUCGCGAGCUACCUCCCAGACUGGAUCCUCACGAUCAUCCUCGUCGCCAUCAUCGGAUACUUCACCGACUAUGCAGGCUACAAGCGCGAGUUCUCCCUCACCGACACCUCGAUCCAGCACACGUUCGCCACCAAGGAGCGCAUCUCGUUCGGCGAAUGCGUCGUCUAUGCCGGCGUGAUUCCCGCCGUCAUCAUCAUCCUUGUCGCCUUGAUCUGGCGACGCUCGUUCUGGGACAUGCACAACGGCUUGCUCGGUCUCUUGCUGAGCGUCUCGCUCACCACCGUCUUCACCCAAGUCGUCAAAGUCACCGUCGGACGUCCGCGACCCGACUUGAUCGACCGCUGCCAGCCCGUCGGCGGCGCUAGCAAUCACCCAGUCUACGGCUUGGCGACCGUUGCGCUGUGCACGGUCCAGACGGGUCACAUCAUCGACGACGGCUUCAAAUCCUUCCCGUCGGGUCACUCGUCGUUCGCUUGGGCCGGACUAGGCUACUUUGCCUUGUACUUGGCCGGCAAGAUGCACCUUUUCGACCAGCGAGGUCACACUAUCAAGUCCUGGAUCGCCAUCACCCCACCCAUCGGUGCGACGCUCAUCGCCGUUAGCCGCACGAUGGACUACCGCCACCACGCUACGGAUGUCAUCGCAGGCGGAAUCCUCGGCGCCUUGAUUGCCAUCAUGACCUACCAUCUCUACUACCCCUCCCUCUUCUCGCCUCAGUGCCACCUCCCCUUCUCCCCUCGCAUCCCCGCCAUCGCCACCUCCGAACGCCUCGACUCGGACGCCGAAGAGCCCGGCACCGCUCCGCGUCCUCGCCAAGGCCACAACAACCCGAACGCACCGAUCCUCCCUCUUCAUGGGCGCGAGUCGUUUGGGUCUGAUGGGUCGCCGAUGGGAGGGAAUGGGAUCCCGCUCGAGGCGAACCCGCAUGAGGUGGGUGGGAGGAGGGGAGAGGCGGCUGGGACGGUCAAGCCGUACAGCGGGUACUACUGA
This is a messenger RNA of Rhodotorula toruloides NP11, 1068 nucleotides long. RefSeq names its product phosphatidic acid phosphatase type 2/haloperoxidase family protein. The coding region runs from base 1 to 1068 and encodes 355 amino acids. The transcript is spliced from 9 exons. Gene Ontology annotation, molecular function: phosphatidate phosphatase activity. The record is from RefSeq and is a predicted model, not a curated record. NCBI's taxonomy places the organism in Eukaryota, Fungi, Basidiomycota, Microbotryomycetes, Sporidiobolales, Sporidiobolaceae. Gene Ontology annotation, biological process: phospholipid metabolic process.